Messenger RNA from Thyridium curvatum, 1110 nucleotides. RefSeq lists its product as uncharacterized. Bases 1 to 1110 code for a protein of 369 amino acids. The transcript has a single exon. NCBI's taxonomy places the organism in Eukaryota, Fungi, Ascomycota, Sordariomycetes, Thyridiales, Thyridiaceae. The record is from RefSeq and is a predicted model, not a curated record.
AUGGCUCCAGGAGCACUCGUUGAAAGCGAGCCAAAGGAAGUUAUCUUCCACGCUGGCAAGGGAGCACAGAAGCGUUACGUUCUCAGUGGAAGUGACCUCAAGCCGACUUUCGAAAGCAUCCCAACCGUGGACUUUCAGAACGCAACCUCAUUGGAUAUUGACGAGCGACGCGCAGUCGCCAGAGAAGUCUAUGAAGCGUUUACCAAAGUCGGCUUUCUGUAUGCCAUUAACCAUGGAAUCAACAAGGAUCUGCAGGAUCGGACAACGAGCGUCAUCAAGGAGUUCUUUGGGCUGCCGCACGAGGAGAAGAUGAAGAUCCACAUAAACAAGUCGCCUGUGAUCAAGGGAUACGAAGGCUAUCUCGAGACCCGGCUCGAUGAACGAACUCCUGGCGAUCUGAAAGAAGCAUUCAAUAUCGCCGAUGACCCGUAUGACCCCGAGCAGAACGCGCCGCCAGACCUAGACCUGUCCACAUAUCCGCCUCCGCCCCUGAACCAAUGGCCCGAGAACCCGGCGACGUUCCGCAGCACCAUCUACGAGUAUCGUGCUGCCGCUCAGAACUUUGCUUCCACCCUGCUCCGCAUCAUCGCGCUUGCGCUCGACUUGCCCGAGGACUACUUCGACCACAUGACUUCCUUCCCGAUGGCCGGCCUUCGCGCCCUGCACUACCCGCCCCAACCUACUGCCGCCGACGACGCCAUCGGCAUCGGCGCGCACGCAGAUUAUUCGUGGAUCACGCUAGUCAACCAGCUGACCGACACGCCAGCGCUCGAGGUCCUGAAUGCAAACGGGCACUGGGUGCCAGCGCCGCCGGUGGAAGGCAGCCUGGUAGUGAACGUGGGCGACUUCUUGGAGCGGGCGACAAACGACAAGUUCGUGAGCACUGUCCACCGGGUACGCAACAUCAGCGGCAGGGAGCGGUACAGUCUUGCGUAUUUCUUUUCUCCGAGCCAAGACGUGAUGAUCAAGACGGUCUCCACUUGUCUCGCACCUGGAGAGACGGCCAAGUAUGAGGACGUGAAGGCUGGAGAUUGGCAGUUGGAGAGAUUGCUGAGGGCGCGGGUAAACCACCCGACGAGUAUUGCUGCGAGGCAAAGAGGAGAGAUCUGA